CUGAGCCCGUCACGCCCCGGUGAUUCAGAGCUCAUAUGUCACAUCAUGGCUUUAUUGUGAGCCAAGACACAAAGUUAGAAACAACAAUGGGGACUCCGGAGUCUUCCUCGGGUGAAGACUGUCCUUUCUGCCUGAUAGCGGACAAUCAGACCGACACAGACAUCCUGCUCACAGAUGAUGAGCUGGUUUGUUUUCGUGACAUGAAGCCCGGCGCCACACAUCAUUACCUCGUUGUUACCAGGACGCACAUCGACAACUGCAAGAGCCUCAGAGGGGACGACAUACCUCUGGUGGAGCGGAUGGUAGAAAUGGGAAGAAGUGUACUCGAGAAGAAUAAAGUCAGCGACCUUGAUGACGUCAGGAUGGGGUUUCAUGUGCCUCCAUUCUCAUCUGUUCCCCACCUCCACCUCCACGCUCUGGCUCCAGCCAGUACGAUGAGCUUUAAGUCGCAGCUUCACUACGGACCGCAGUCUCACUGGUUCAUCACAGUAGACAAAGUGCUUUCUCAGUUGAAGACUCGUGGCAAAGUCAAAUGAAGCGAUUCCAAGAGUCUGAAGGUGCAACAGUCUUCUUUCAAGUUGACACUGUUAUUUAUUGUCAUUCUGCCUCACUGAGUGCAAUUUUAAACCAGUUUUCCAUCCGACUUGACAUGUUUCAUGUUAAUGAGUUAUGAUCAUGUGUAGUUCCUCCAAUGCUGUUUGUUGAUUCAGUUGUGAAGUAGAGAAAAACACUCUUUUAUGGUUGGAAGCCGCCUUUCCAAGAAUGUUUUUCUCAAACGUCCUAUCAUUGUGUAACUGAAUCGUCAAUGAGGAGAGAUUGUGAUCGUAGGAUUGUGUUAUGUAUUCAAAUACAAACCUUGAAGAUUAACUUAAAAAAGAAUAACGCAUAUAUUGAUAAAGUUUGACAAUAAUUUAAUUGUUCCUUUUUACUAUAUUAAGUCAGUAUUUAUCUGGAAGGACAAUUAUACUUUGCACAUUCAUGUUUAUAUGUUUGUUUGUGUAUAUGAAAUGGAUCGAGCUGCUUAUACCUUUAAUAUCUUUGUUAUAAACCGAUGCACUGGGGUACAGUCUUUCUUUUAAUAUUAAUAAAAGAUCUUCAGAAUCUA
Morone saxatilis (striped sea-bass) is the source of this 1105-nucleotide messenger RNA. Its product is annotated as histidine triad nucleotide-binding protein 3-like. The record is from RefSeq and is a predicted model, not a curated record. Gene Ontology annotation, molecular function: catalytic activity. NCBI's taxonomy places the organism in Eukaryota, Metazoa, Chordata, Actinopteri, Moronidae. The transcript is spliced from 5 exons. Bases 36 to 536 code for a protein of 166 amino acids.